Messenger RNA from Rotaria sordida, 282 nucleotides. The record is from the annotation of a GenBank genome assembly. NCBI's taxonomy places the organism in Eukaryota, Metazoa, Rotifera, Eurotatoria, Philodinida, Philodinidae.
AUGGGCACAAACGUACUGGAAACUUUCAAUGAAAGUUCACAUUCAUCAGCACCAAAUACUAGUUUAACUACGAAUGUAUGUGAAUCAUCCUUCCAUCUCAAUGCGAUCGACUUCGAUUCUAUGCCACUAAGUCCUUCAUUUCGUGCUCUUCUUGACAACCUUCGUCCAGAACAAGAACAAUCAACGGGACGCAUUGCAAGAGAAGAUGUUGAAUUGAACGAAGUAACAACUAAUAACGAAACUAUGGCAGUACAAAAUAGUACAAUUAAUAGUAAAAAUUAA